AUGGCCACGUUUCUACGUGACCCGACGGUCCUCCAGGCCUCGGUGAUUGCAAUUCAAGAACCGUGGAGGAAUGAGUACGACGAUACGACACAUCAACCGGCACGACUUACCCACCAAUUACUCUAUCCGAAAGCUGUUGACGGCGAACGAGCGCGUGUAGCGCUGUACGUCAACAAGCAGAUCGAUCCCGCCAAGUGGACACACACAGCGAUUUCGUUGGAUUACCAAAUCCUCCACUUACGACAUCUACGUGGCGAGCAAUCCUACGACCUCUAUAUCCACAACAUCUACAACGAGCCCAAAUCGCCAACACUCAACCUGCUGGACCGUGAACUAGCCCGAUUAGGGCAUUCUCAAACAAUCGAGCACCUAGUCCUAGGUGAUAUGAUUGUCCACCAUCCAGCUUGGGGAGGUCCCGGCACUGCUAUCGACGCCGAAGGCACGGAAUUGUUGGAAAUCGCGGAUCGCCAUGAGUUAGAGCUCGCCACUGAGGAGGGCAUCGUAACGUGGGAGCGUGGACAGUCUCAGUCAACGAUUGACCUCACGUUUCUCUCAAUGAGUCUCUUCAACCGCCUGAUCCUAAUCGAGUGCGCUGACACCGUACAACACGACUCCGACCACUGGCCAAUCCGUACCCAGGUCGACAUUCAAACGCCAGUCAAUAAACCCCCAAAACGCCGAGAUUGGAAGGCCACCGACAUCAAAUCACUAACGGAGAUACUGGAACGAGAUCUCGUUGUUCCAGAUCUCACAAACGCCUCCAAAUCCCGUAUCAAACUCACUACCGUUGCCUUUUCCUCCACAAUCCGUCACGCUAUCGACAAAACCGUCCCAUGGGCACAACCUAGCGAAUGGAGCAACUCUGAUCUCACACCUAAAUGCAAAGAGGCGGUCUGGCGCGCGUAUCUACGUGCCCAGAACCGCAAGAAACGACUAAUAAGCAAAUCCUUAAGACUCGGUCAUCGCCGGCGUGUCCAACAGGCUACAGAAAAGGGCCCACAAGGCCUUUGGAGACUGGCUAAAUGGGCACGAACAAGGAGAGGCCUCUACAAAUCUAGGGUCACCCCAACACUCAUAUCAACUGACGGACGUACAGCGGAGUCAGUAGAAGUCAAAACGGCACUUCUUAGCGAAUCCUUCUUUCCAGCGAUUCCAGAGGCUGAUUUAUCGGAUAUUGACAACGCUAUAUAUCCAGAGCAACUGUCUUUCCCAGAGAUCCCACGCCACGAGAUCGAACAUGUGAUACGCUCUAUGCCACCUAAUAAAGCCCCAGGCGUCCCUAUAGUGCUCGAUACGCUCUACCAGAUCUACAACGCAUGUAUCCGAACUAGCUAUAAUCCGUCCCAUUUCCAGCGCUCGAUCACAGUCGUGCUUCGUAAGGCAGGCCAGGAUCGUGACUACCAUACACCUCAAGCAUACCGACCAGUUGUAAUGGGAGUUGCUCUUCUCAACACGCUUAGUAAAUUUCUCAAAGCCAUCAUCGCACGCAGAAUCAGCUACGCCAUGGAAGCGGAAGGAUUACUCGUGAAAGGCCAUCUCGGUGGACGCAAAGGUAUAUCCACAGAUCAUGCCAUUCAAAUCAUCCUCGAUCGGAUGCGGCGGGCAUGGGGUGAAGGGUUCGAGGUGGUCUCCAUGCUUCUAUUAGAUGUCUCUGGCGCGUACGACAACGCGCACCAUUUGCGAUUGCUUCACAAUAUGCGGAAACGACGACUCGGCCACUUUGUGCCGUGGGUUGCCGCCUUUCUCACAGGACGAAGCACGCGAAUCAAGAUUCCAAAAGGCAUGUCGGGUACGAUUUCUACGCCAACAGGCAUUCCACAAGGCUCACCAAUCUCGCCAAUCCUAUAUCUCAUCUACAACUCUGAUCUGAUCGAGGACUGCGCCGAUGAGGCCGACCACGUAUCAACCAGCGGAUGGGUGGACGAUGUCGGGAUGAUGGCCGCUGGCCACAGUGAGAAUGAGACGAUCACGAAGCUACAAUGUGCCAGUGCCACUGCGGACCAGUGGGCUCUACGCCAUGCCUCCAUUUUUGACAAGAAGAAAUAUCAACUCAUUCACUUUAUGAAUCCACGGAGCGGACUGGCUCCAAAUUCACAACCAAUCACCCUACAAGACGGUACACAAAAAGAGGCUAGCGGAUGCCUCCAUGCUCCCCCAGGAACCUUAGCGGGAGAAUGGGAGAGUCGUGAGACAUACGUCCAACCACCAUGGCAAGAGCCUCCACAUGUAAUAAUCAACAAACGUAAGAAGGCGGUCACCGUACACAACCGUAUGGCUAAGAAGAAUACCCGCGUAAUAGUGUACACCAACGGCAGUGGCUAUCAAGGCUAUAUUAGCACAUCAAUGGUGAUCCCACAGUUACGACGACAGAUGACGGAGUGUAUCGAUACAGAGGACACGUCAACAAUAUAUGCUGCGGAAGGUUGCGGAAUCAAAUUCGGGCUCGGCACGUUAUUACGAUUCGUGGAGGACGACAAACGGCUUCAAAGAGUGGCUAUUUUUUCAGAUAGUCGAUCAGCGCUUCAAUCAAUCCAGAAUCCAAACAUGGCCUCAGGUCAAACCUAUAUCCGGGACUGUAUCAAUCUGUAUUGGGAAUGUAAGAAUAACAACAUCGACGUCGUUCUUCACUGGAUUCCGGGCCACGAAGGAAUCCCAGAAAAUGAGGCAGCAGACCAAGCCGCUAAACGCGCUGCUAUGAUGGGUGCACGUCGACAAGCCGUACCCAGCAAUAUCAAGAAUUGGACCAUGCUCGGGCACUGCAGCAAAGCGCCAGAUACGACACGAAGCAAAGGUUGCUUAAGAAAAGACCUAGGAUAG
This is a messenger RNA of Talaromyces stipitatus ATCC 10500, 2817 nucleotides long. RefSeq names its product reverse transcriptase, putative. The record is from RefSeq and is a predicted model, not a curated record. Gene Ontology annotation, molecular function: RNA-DNA hybrid ribonuclease activity; nucleic acid binding. NCBI's taxonomy places the organism in Eukaryota, Fungi, Ascomycota, Eurotiomycetes, Eurotiales, Trichocomaceae. The coding region runs from base 1 to 2817 and encodes 938 amino acids. The transcript has 5 exons.